This is a messenger RNA of Racocetra persica, 383 nucleotides long. NCBI's taxonomy places the organism in Eukaryota, Fungi, Glomeromycota, Glomeromycetes, Diversisporales, Gigasporaceae. The record is from the annotation of a GenBank genome assembly.
AUUCUGACGUGAGCACUUCAAGUAUUAAUCAUCAUUGCAACAACCAGGGUGAGUUUAAAUGUGAUAAAAGGAAAACCUCUGUAUCGAUCGAACCUCGUUUUAUUCGUAUUACAACUUCGAUUGAUGAUCCUCAUCCGACCUCCAUUGGUUUUCCUUCAAUUACAAGAACAUCCAUUGUUGUCCAUACUGAUUCGCCUAAUUCAUGCCCAUUUCAAACUACAUCUCUAUCACUCCAAACAACUCUCCCACUCUUCUCAACGCCGACCAAUAUUUCAUCGGACUCUUCAUAUUCAAUUCCAGAACCUUCGACAGUUAUUCCAAUCCCAUCACUGACCAUCACAGAUCAAAUCAUCACACCAAUUCCACAUCACCAAAAUAACUCA